AUGCUGCCGCGCGGCUCCGCCCGCACAGGCGCAGCGCUGGCGGUCGCUGUCGGCAGCCGCUCGGCGCCCGCGCGGGCGGCCACCUCGCCCGCCGCCCGCCCGCCCGCGGCAACGGAGGCGAAGCCAGCACGCGGCCGCGCCCUGCACGUGCUGUGCCUGCACGGCUUCUGCCAGAACGCGGAGGUGUUCCGCAAGAAGACCGGCUCCCUGCGGCGGGCGAUGAAGGGCUGCGAGUUCUGGUUCGCGGAGGCCCCCCACUCAGCCGAGGGGGCGUUCUCGGACGACAACGCGGAGGAGCUCGGCGCGGGCGGCGGCGGCGGCUCUGGUGCCGGGGGCGCCGGGCCGCGGGGCUGGUGGCACGCGGGGGAGAAUGCCCAGCGGGCGGCGGGGCAGGAGCGGGUGCGCCCCGCGCAGUCCGCGAGCUGCAGCGGCUGGCAGGAGGGGCUCGAGAGCGCAGGGCGGGACGCGGAGGCGCUGGCGGCGGAGGCGGGCCAGGGCUCGUUCGACGGCGUGCUGGCCUUCUCCCAGGGCUGCGCGGUGGCCACCGCGCUGCUGAGGCGGGCGGCCGCGGGCGGCGGCGGGCCGCUGGCGGGGGCGCGCUUCGCGGUGCUGGUGGGCGGCUUCGUGCCGCGCGACGCGGCCUGCGCGGCGCAGCUGCGCGCGGGCGGCGGCCGCGCCGAGCCCCUCGCCGUGCACUCGCUGCACGUCUCGGGCGCCGCGGACGAGCUGGUGCCGCGCGCCAGGAGCGCGGCGCUGGCGGAGCUCUACUGCCCGGCGUCGGCGUCGUGGUUCGAGCUCGGCGCCACCGGAGACGGUCGACGGUGGCGCCGACGGGCACCCCGGACGGCACGGGGCCCACCAAUCCCGACCGGCACCGGGGCGUUCAAGGCGGCGUUGCGCGGCCUGCUGGAGCGGGCUGCCGGCGCGGGGUGA
Molecule: messenger RNA, 933 nt
Organism: Prorocentrum cordatum
Lineage: Eukaryota; Dinophyceae; Prorocentrales; Prorocentraceae
Source: the annotation of a GenBank genome assembly